This is a messenger RNA of Lactuca sativa (garden lettuce), 3549 nucleotides long. RefSeq names its product rho GTPase-activating protein 5. Gene Ontology annotation, molecular function: GTPase activator activity. Gene Ontology annotation, biological process: signal transduction. The record is from RefSeq and is a predicted model, not a curated record. NCBI's taxonomy places the organism in Eukaryota, Viridiplantae, Streptophyta, Magnoliopsida, Asterales, Asteraceae.
AAAAACUUCCUCAUUUCUCUUUGGAGUUUAGACUUUAGACGCUCCAUCCAAAAAGCAUAAAAAAAUCUCCCACUUCAUGAUGCUCACGUUCUAUUAAUCAAUCCACAAUUCCCUCCCAAUUUUCCAUUUCCCCCAAAUCAAAAUCUGCCCUCAAAUCAUUUCGUUAAUCCCACCACCAAAGGCCAAAUCUCAACCAAUAUUAUUUUACUCAAAAAUCUCUACAAAUCCAAACAGACAAAACCCACCUUCUUGUUUUCUACAGCCAUGACAGAGGUCCUCCAUUCUCCAUCUUCAUCUUCUUCUUCUAUGCAAACCCACCAUGACACUGCAUUGUUUCAGUAUGUAAAUCAAGAAUCGGAAGAAUCAGUAGACAGGGUUUCUAGGGUUACCGAUUGCCAAGAAGAUGACGACGAAGACGAUGAAUUGAAUGUUCGAAGAGAAAGGGAUAAUCAACAGCUGUCGUUAUUGGCACUUUUGUUUACCCUAUUCAGGAAAUCUUUCUGGGUUGCUGCUUCUUGCAAGACCACAGCUACAGAAGAGCAGCAAGAUCUUUCUGCUAUGGAGAUUGGAUGGCCCACUAAUGUGCGCCAUGUAGCGCAUGUUACCUUCGAUCGGUUCAAUGGGUUCUUGGGUCUUCCUGUUGAGUUUGAACCUGAAGUUCCCAGAAGAGCCCCUAGUGCAAGUGCUACAGUGUUUGGUGUUUCCACUGAAUCAAUGCAGUUAUCACACGACUUCAGAGGCAACAGUAUUCCAACAAUCCUCUUGCUCAUGCAGCAUCGCUUGUAUAGUCAGGGUGGCUUACAGGCUGAAGGUGUUUUUAGAAUCAAUGCAGAGAAUAGUCAAGAAGAACAUUUGAGGAAUCAGUUGAAUAGUGGAGUGGUUCCAAAUGGUAUUGAUGUACAUUGUUUGGCUGGUCUUAUUAAGGCAUGGUUUAGAGAGCUACCGAGGGGAGUGUUGGACCCACUUUCACCUGAGCGGGUAAUGCAGUGUGAGUCGGAGGAAGAUUGUGGUGCCCUGGUCAGGCUCCUACCCCUGACCGAAGCUGCCCUACUUGAUUGGGCAGUUAAUCUCAUGGCUGAUGUUGUCCAACAACAACAUUUUAACAAAAUGAAUGCUCACAACAUUGCCAUGGUUUUUGCACCCAACAUGACACAGAUGGCAGAUCCACUGACAGCUUUGAUGUAUGCAGUCCAAGUAAUGAAGUUUUUAAAAACCCUCGUCACAAAAACCCUCCGUCAAAGACAAGAUUCACUUCUGGAACCCUCUGCAAGUCCGCCAGAUGAGAACGACCACCACCACCACCACCACCACGGGCCGCCAUGUCUCCGCCACAGCCACGAGGGAGAAAAGGAGGUGGAUUCUAGCGGCUCUGAUUCUGUUUUGUUGGAUAAUGUAACGGAUGAUGAUCAUCUCAGCUGCUCAACCUCCACUGAAGAAUCUUAUGGAACUGGGUUUUGUGAAACUCCCGUGGCGGAGAAGAGCAAAGGGAUUGUGAAUCUGAGCUCGAUCACCGCGUUGAUGGAGAGGAUUGAGACGUGGCGGUGAUCGGAGAGUGAUGGUGGUUGGAGGAGGUGGAGGAUGGUGGGUGUAAGUAGUAAGUAGUAGUGAUUGUGUUUUAGGGUUUGUGAAGGGUUUGUAUGAACUUGUUUGUGGAAUUUCUUUUUUUAUCAAUUUAAAUUCAAUCAUUUUGUUUGUUUUUUUUUUUUUUUGUAAUUUGAAGUAAUUCUCUUAUAUUCUUUGUCAAUUUAUACGUUGUGUUAUUAUAUAACAAAUCGUAAAUUUAUCGUACAAUAUGUUCUUAAGGUUAAAUGUAAGAAACAAUAAUCUAAUUUCAUUUAUUUGUAUGUUAUGAUAUCUUAGUUUUGUUUAUUUCUAAUACAAUGGUAUACUUUUGACUUUUUUUUAAGGUAUUAUAAUUUGAAAAUUUUAUGUGAUUAUGUCGUACUUAUUAACUUUUUUCUUUGUUAUGAUAUUACAAUUUUUAAAAAUCUACCUAAUUUAUUAUUGCAAUUUCAUUUUUUUUUCCUCAUUAGAACAUUAGAUUAGGAAAAACAUCAAAAUAAAUUAAUACUAGUUAAAAUUGCUUUGUAUUUAAUAACAUUAGCGAUUUUCGACUUCUCUUACAACUUACAACAUUGUAUUUUGAAAAUUUUGUCUAUUUCUAGCGAUAUCUAUUUAUAGAAAUAAAAAUAGGAUGCUAAAAACAAAUAUAGUACAUCGAUAUUUCUUGUAUUUAAGCCUUCUUUACGCUUUUGUUACUUUUGUCGAGAGUCAAGACAUUCACGUGGUGAACAAUAUAUCGACUUUGGUAAGAUUGAAAUAAUAAAGUAUAUUAAAAGGAUGAAUUUUAAAGAAAUCUUGACCACUAAUUUAUAUCCACAUCACCAUAACAAUUGACCACUCAUCCAUUAAUUGUUUCUUCAACUGUCAAACACAUGAUCACCUAUUUGAUAGCACCCCCUCCCUCCUCACCUUGUGGACCUUGACCUAAUCAACUACCCCUACCCACCCUACCCACCCCACCCCACCCCACCCCACCCCUCAUCAUGUUAACCUUGUAUCUAGGAGGCUUUAUCUGUGUUCCCACUUGUUUUGUGUAUUUGUGUUGUUCAUCACACAAUCAUCAUCUCUAAAAGGAUAAUAAAAAAAAAAACAGUACCUGAAAAUAUGGCUGCCUGUGGAAGCCUUCAACAUAUCUUUGAUAAGCCAUCGCCAUUAGAGACCCCAAAAGCUUCCAUUGAUGAUUCAUGGAAACGCAUCAAUCCCAAUAAAGCCAUUGACGAUAUGUUCAGUGAGCUUCAUUUCAAUGAGAAAAACGAUUUACGUCCAUCCACCAACCAUUAUCAAUGCACGAGUGUUGGCAUGAAUUCAGAAAGCUUAUCCAUGUGCACCGAAGGCCUUGGUUUUGAAAGCUUUGAUGACGUGGUUGAAGAUAUGAAAGAAAAACAAGAUGUUCAUAUUGAUCAUCAACGUAAACAACAACAACAGGAGGAAAGAACGACAAAGCAUGCAGUAUCAGAGAUGUUAUCAGGUGAUCAGUCGAAGAGGUCGAGGAUAAAAGGAAUGGAAUUCCCUCCACCAAUUUCUUCUAUUGGAAUCAGUGGGAAGCCAUGGGUGUAUCUUGAAUCUUUUCGUAGCAAUGGAAGGUUUAUUCUUAAGGAGGUAAAGAUCCCGACUCAAGAACUCUUGCAUGCAUGUCGAGAAGAUGGAAGAUUGAAGUUGCAGUUUAUUCAGUCUGAUGGUGAAGCAUUAAAUGAAGAAGACGAUGAUGAAGAGAGAAAAAAUGGAGGUGAAGUCCGUAACAAUGGUGAUGGUACAUGAUCAAAUGAGAUUAGAGGAGAUCAGUCGCCAUAUAGAUGGGAAGUGUUUAAUUUCUUUGUGAAUAAUCAUUUGUUUUUUUUGCAUGAAUUAAGUAUAAUCAUCUGUUGAGUAGUGUUUAUGAUGUAAAUUUCAAGCAUUUUCAUGAUUCUAGAAGUAAUAAAACUUUGUCGUAGGUUCGAGAAGGAUGUGUGUUCGUAUUUUUGGUGGAGCAAAAGUUUAUGUUAUAAA